AUGGGCAAGUCCACCAAGGUUACCAAGAAGGUCGCGGCCGCCGAGCCUGUCGCCGUCAAGGCCACCGCUCCCAAGAAGGCCCUCAAGGAGGAGCCCUCCAAGAAGAGCAAGAAGAAGGCCGAGCCUGAGUCCUCUUCUGAGGAGGAGUCUGAGUCCGAGGAGGAAUCUGCUUCUUCCGCCAGCGAGAGCGAGUCUGAGUCUGAGGAGGAGGCUCCCAAGAAGACCCCCAAGAAGGAUGCCAAGAAGGCCGCCGCCAAGGAGGAAUCUUCCGAGUCCGAGUCCGAGUCUGAUGACUCUGAGUCCGAUGAGGAGAUGGAGGACAAGCCUGCUGUGAACGGCAAGGCCAAGGCUGCUGAGUCUUCCGACUCUGAGUCCGAGUCCGACUCUGAUGAGGAAAAGCCUGCUGCCAAGGAGUCCAAGUCUGACUCUAGCGACUCUGAGGAGGACAGCGAUGACUCUUCCGAUGAGGAGGAGAAGGAUGCCUCCGCUUCCAAGAAGCGCAAGGCUGACGACGAGAAUGAUACCUCUGCCAAGAAGACCAAGGUCGACAGCAACGCUGCUUCCACCCUCUUCGCUGGCAGCUUGGCCUGGAGCAUCGAUGACGAUGCCCUGUACCAGGCUUUCGAGUCUUUCGAUGGCCUUGUUGGUGCUCGUGUCGUUACUGAGAAGGCUACUGGCCGCAGCCGUGGUUUCGGUUAUGUCGACUUUAAGGAUGCCGAGUCCGCUGCCAAGGCUUACGAGGCCAUGCAGGGUCAGGAUGUUGGUGGCCGUGCCAUCAACCUUGACUAUGCCAACGCUCGCUCCGACGAUGCCACUCCUCAGGCCCGUGCUGCCGACCGCGCUAAGAAGCACGGCGAUACCGUCAGCCCUGAGAGCGACACUCUCUUCGUCGGCAACCUGCCUUUCGACGUUGACCAGGACACCGUCACUGAGUUCUUCAACGAGGUUCGCCCCGUUGUCAGCGUUCGACUGCCUACCGACCCUGAGAGCGGUAACCUGAAGGGUUUCGGUUAUGUCACUUUUGGCUCCGUUGAUGACGCCAGAGAGGCCUACAACGCCAAGACUGGUUCUUCCAUUGGCAACGGUAGAUUCGCUCGCACUCUGCGACUUGACUACUCCCAGCCCCGUCCCCAGGGUGGUGACCGUGGUGACCGUGGUGGCCGCGGUGGCUUCGGUGGCCGUGGAGGUGGCCGUGGAGGUGGCCGCGGUGGCUUUGGCGGCCGAGGUGGUGGUCGCGGCGGUGGCCGUGGCGGCAACUUCAGCUCUGUCAACCGCACCAAGCCUGGCUUCUCUGGCACCAAGAUCUCCUUUGACUAA
Molecule: messenger RNA, 1317 nt
Organism: Trichoderma gamsii
Lineage: Eukaryota; Fungi; Ascomycota; Sordariomycetes; Hypocreales; Hypocreaceae
Product: nucleolin
Exons: 3
Coding region: 1-1317 (438 amino acids)
Molecular function (GO): RNA binding
Source: RefSeq, a predicted model, not a curated record